AUGGGCCAGUUCCAUGCGGUGCUUGGGAUUUUCCUGGCUCUCAUUGAGGUGAUUGCAGAGCCAAAGAUAUCGGUUGUGACAGCCUUGCUACCACCAAGGGGUCCAGGCCAAAUCAAUGCUGGGGCAGGUGCACGCUUGCGUGUAGAGGCUUCGGGCGGCUGCUUUCGAUGGGUUGUGUCUCAAAGGCCUGACCUUGUGGUGGUAGAGGAGCCAUUACAGGAGGAGUUGCCCCCACGGCGCGCAGCCGAGAAGGCUGCGGAGGCGGCCUGCCAGGAGGCCUGUCUGCACGCUGGUCGGCAAUUUCUACCUGAUGAGACUCAAGCAGACGACGGUUGUCAACCAGUUGCAAUCAUUCGAUCCAUUGCGGAAAAGAUCCAUUCGAAUGUUGAGAAGGUUCUUGUUCUCGCACAAGACAUUCAACAACCCGGGGUCGAACUCCGAUGUGAAGUCUAUAUCGCCAAUAUAGAUCGAAUAGAGGUCGAGACAUCUGUCCGCAGAAUCAAUGUGGAUGAUGUCGAGACGCUAGGGGUGAAGGCCUAUGAUAAGCAGGGCAACGUUUUCUCCUCUUUAGAGGGUUUAGAGUUCCGGUGGCGCCUUGGAGAUGCCUCCAUUCUGCAGAGUCCAAAACUCGUCGACUCGGCUUUCAAGCUGAGCCCAGUGCGACGUGCGCUGGCGGAGGCUGGAGCACAGCCCGACACGGUGCUAUUGCAGGGUGUGGCAACGGGAAGGACGACGGUGCGCGCCAAUCUGACGAUCGGCACACCAGUCAUCGUAUCUCCAGAAGUCCAUCUCACAGUACUGGAGAACAUAGUGGUGAUGCCAUCAUUGCUGUAUGCUCCUCCAAUGGCGCAUCUUCAGCUGCAGCUGAAGAUCCUUCGUGGCCCACGACGGCCCCUGGAGGAGUUGCCUCCCGUUCAACUGCCAGUUCCACAUUUUCAUUGGCAUGCCCAAACCGAAGGUGAGGGCGUGCUCUUCGUUGAGCCUGAGAUGGGCCGAGUAGUGACGCAGCGCCUGGGCUCCGGCCGUGUGUUGGCAGUAGACUCUCGUGGCUCGGCAGAUGCCGAAGGAAUUGAGAACAACACAGCCGCCACCGUCAUUUACGUAACAAAUCCAGUGACUCUUCGUUUCUGGACACAACCUUUGUGGCGUGCCCCCGGCAUUUCCAUCAUGAAACAGAUUCCUGGCUGGAAAGGCAGCUUGGAAAGUGGCUGGGAGGAUGAAGAGCUGCAGUUGCUUCGGACAGCCACCACUGGCGUCUCUUCAGAUGAGCCUGUGCUUCAGCUCGUCCAGGGAAGGACGUAUGCAUUGAAGCUGCAACUUGAGGACAAGAAUUCGCAGCUCAUGCAAAUUCCCUUGAAUCUGCGCGCGAAGGCAUACUGCCAGGCCUCCAAUGCUUCAGCACCGCCUCUUCAACUUCUCCAUCAGGCUCCCAAUUCUGCUGUGCUGAUCUUCAAGGCUGUUGAGCUGGGAGAGGGUCAGAUCACCAUUGAGAAUCUGACCCUGGAAGCUGACAAGGAUGACAAGGCUCGGAACUUGAACACCAAGACCCUGAAGCUGUUCGCGAAGCAGGCCUUCUACGUAGCUCCACAACUGGAACCCGUUGUGCCAGUUGGUGGGCCAAUGUUGCUACCAAGGUGGCACUCCUAUUUGCUCCAGGUUAGAGGAACCGGUCGGCAGGUUUUUGCCAUGCGCUCGCAGCCUGCCGGAGCAAUCACUGUGUCACAAGAUGGGAGAGUUCAGGCGGGUGGCCAGCUCGCCAAUGGAGAGCUGACGGUUCAGGAUGUGAGGAACCCUCACAACAACUUCACCUUGAGGGUCUUGGUGAGAAGAGCAGGGCGGCUGGUUUUACAGCCUCGAUACCUUCAAAUCCGCCUGCCCAGAGACAAGGUCACGGAACAGGAUGAGGAGCCUGUGCUAGUGCGGGCCCGACCAGAGGAUGGCAGUGAAGAUGCUGAUGUGUGCGAGGCCAUGUGCCGCAUGCUUCGAAAUCUCACCUUUUGGAACUGCACGGCUCUUUUCUCUUCAGAGCGCAUAAGCGCAGAAGUGUCCAAUCGGACUGUGGCCUCGGUUGGAACAGCAUCUUCUGGUCUCUUCGCCACUUGCAACAUCAUCCAAGUCAGGCCUUUGGCGCCUGGACGUUUCCAGCUCACAGCAAGAGCGCAGGAGGCAGACGCAUCGGAGCCGCUUCCAUCAACACCACUUCCUUUCGAGGUGUACAAACCGCUCGAGUGGCAGCUUUUGGGCGUCAAGGAUCAUGACGAGGUAGCUGCAGCACAAGCGGAUCAGGCUGCUGCCUUGGUGCUGGCGCCCUGUUCCUCCAUUCGCCUUCGAUUGGCGGAGGGCCCCAGACAGAUGACUGUGCCAGGCCGUGACUCCUGGAACUUGACCGUGGGCCCUCACAUCAGCGUGUCGCGCAUUGGAUCCAGGAGUUUUCAGGUGACCUGCAUGCAAGUCACUCCAGGACCCGUGCGACUCAAAGGACAAGUCACGCAUGCUCCAUCUGACCCUUUACAUGGAGAGGUUUUUGUGGACAACCUGACCCUUUGGAUGAGAUGCUCAGUCCCCGCCAGAGUGCAGGCAGUGGCAGAAGUGGAUGACUUGGAGGAUGAAGCUGUGGUGGACAAGGAACCAAGACUUGCCUUGGGAGUGCAGCGUGGACAGGCAACGCCUUUUCGUGCCCGCUUUGUCGAUGCCUUUGGCAGGACCAUGAUCAAUGCAUCAGAAUACAUGCUGCGAUGGUCGUUGUCUCCAAGCUCCAAAGAAGGUGUUCCUUUUCAGAAGGCUUGGCUCGCCAUCAAAAAGGAGACCUCCGCUGCCUCCAUCAACGUUCCUAAGGAUGCAACAGUUGGUGCCACUGCCAAGCUCGGCUUAGAGGUUUUGUUGCCACCGGCAAGUCUUUGCCAAAACAGUUCCAUGGCCACAUUGGCUGCCCUUCCACUGCCCAGCAGUGAUGAACUACCAGUGGUGGUGGCCAGGAAAUUGGAACUACGAUGGCCAGGACAUCCUCAAAAAGCGCGCUUUGCGAUGUUCAAGAAUUUGUCUAUCGUUGUGGAAGCUGGCUUUGGCACUGGGCGGGCACGCCUUGAGAUCCUUUCGGGCCACGACAUAUUGAAGGUCUUGGAACCUUCACAGAUUUGUGGUGGACACGAGCUGUCAACAGCACCUUGUGUGCCAGCUCUGUGGAUUGGGUCCCCAUGCAAUGCGUCGAGAGCAGACGAUGUUCAACGUUGGUUUCUGCUUCCCUUUGGUCAAGGCACGGCUUCGCUGGCGUUUUGGGACCCAGACCUUGUGGGAGCCCGACCUCAACCACUGGAAGUGACCAUCCGUGCAGCCAAACAGCUGGAUGUGAGCUUGCUGGGAGAGGACACAUCCCACGACGGCCGCACAGUGCUUGUGGUGCGCGGCACAGAUCGGCCCUUGCGCGUUGAUGUACGAGAUGCCGAUGGACAGGCACUUGGCAUGGUGAAUUGGCUGCCUUUGGGACUUAAGGUGCACAGCAGUGACCCAGGAGCUUUAGAGGUGAAGAAUUCAAGCAGAUGCGGAGAAUACGAGUGCCUUUGUCAUACCCCUGGGACCUACAGGCUCUUUGCAGACAUGCAGGACUAUCCAAAUGGUACUAUCCAUUCACGCGUCCUACAUGUUGAAUGCUUGCCAGAGUUUGAUGUGGUGCUCAAAGAUAUCGUGGUGAUGCCCGGGCAAGCCUUUGAGCUGGCCUUCACUGGGGGCCCUACCAAGAAUGAACGCACCUACUUCGACUAUGUAUCCAGUGCUCCAGAUGUUGUAAGCAUUGACAACGAGGUGGGUUUGGUUCUCGCUCUGAAACCUGGUGAAGCCGACCUGUCGGUGCGGCUUCUGGAGCGACCCUCUGGACGUGAGAUUGCACGGAAAGGAGCCCAUGUUACAGUCAGGGUGCCGACAGCUGCAUCCAUUGGGGCGGUAGAGUCCUUGACAGGAGCUUCCAAGGAAGAGACCUCACCAGCCUUGCUGAGAGAGUUGGAGGAUCCCCUGCGGCUCAGAGCCCGGAUUUGGUCUGGUGACUUGGAAUUGACGCCAUUGCUUCUGGCCUUGGCUGCCAGCAAGGCCACGCUUUUGCAGGAAGAAGACGACUUGAGCUUCAAAGUUUCCAAACAUAGCACAGCAUUGGAUAUCAUUGGAUCAUACGAGGUGAGCCCCUUGACCAGCAACUUGAAGGGCAAGAACCUGCUGACAACGGCAUUGGACAUGGGUGAGACCAUAGUUGAGGCCACAGAGGCUGCCAGCCAAACUGCGCUGCAGCUGGCCACCUCAAGCGGUUUAUCUGGAAGUGAUGCAGCGAAUGCAGCAGCUGCCCAUGGAGCCCUUGCAGUGGAGCUUCGAGCCAAUGCUAGCAGCCCCGAGCAGCUGGAGAUUUCCCUCGUGGCAGAAUGCCCCUUGGGCCGUGGAUACGAGAGCCUGCAGCUGGAGGCGAAAACCGUUCUGCCUGUGCUGCCGAUGCUGAAGCUGUUGGUUCCAACAGGUCCAUGUUCGGCAUAUCCUCGCAUCCUUGUUCCCUUGCAUGGACGAGUCCCUCUUAGCUUUAGUAUGCCUCGAUCGCAACUCAAGGUAGAGAUUUUGGGUGGAGCAGCGGUGCAGCUGAUAGAGACAGCAGAAAUGGUGGAAGUUGAAGCUGGACUGACCGAAGGAGAGGCCUCAUUGAAAGUGGAGGUGCUGGCUUCUCUUUACAGUCCUCCAAUGGAAAUCUCAGUGUCCAGCCGCAAGGUUUUUGCAGCACGCAUGGAUUCUGUUCCAUCCAGGCUACCGUUGAGUGCAAGCGCUGUGUGCCCUUUGUUCCUGGUAGAUGCGACUGGUCAGAUCUUGACGCUGCCCAGCAAUUUCCAGGUUGAGGCAAGCUCCAGUUUAACAUCCGUGGUGACAGCAGAGGCUGAGACAUUUGCUGGUGGCGCUGCAUUGCACUUGCGUGCAGUUGGCGAGGGCUGCACCCUGCUGAGCUUUGUUGUUCGACUGCCGGAUUCAAGGCAGCUGCCCUCAGACAUUGCAGAGGUCUGUGUGGUUCAAGGUGCUUUGGUCGGUCAUGGGCCACUCUUGGUUCAGCCAGGAGCGCGGCUGAACCUGGACGCAGAAGAAUUUGCAUCCACCCGAGGCUUCAGUUCUGGAAGACCACCCAUCGCCUUUUCACUGCGCUUGCUGGAGCUGCCCAGCAGUUGCAGGACUUUGGAGGAAGCUGCAUCCUCAUUGGCCAAGGAUCUCUCAGAAACACUGGCUGAAGGUUUGGCCAAACGUGGAGGGCGAAGCAGAGCCUUGCCAAUUGAGGUCACAGCAACUGCGGCUAGAUAUGCCAUUCGGCAGGCAGAGAAUGUGUUUGUGGAGGUGGAAGUUGACCUGCAGGUCUCAGCCAGUGACCUUGGCGAGGCUGCUGGAGAAAGUGGAGAACUGGGCCUAUUCGAUUUGGCGGAGGUGUUGUGGCAGGAGAAUGUUUCAAGAAGUGAAACGCUCCAACUGUUGGACCGUUCUUGGGGAGUUCAUGGCGCUGCAAAGGCCAGCAGUCUUUCAGACCAACGCUGCGAGGGCUGUUGCGUCCCUUCCUCUAGAUGUCGCUCUUGCUGCCACCAGGCUCCCAGAGUUUGUGGCAAGUCCGGAUCUAUUGCAGGAUGGUCCUCGACACAUCCCCGCUCUGUGGCGGUGGAAGCUGUUGGUGCUUCACCGCAUGCCAUCGCGCAAGCACCAGGUGUCGCCACCCUGCACUACUGCGAUGGCAUUGUCUCAGCUGAUAUUCAGGUGAUUGUGUCUCGUCCUGGUGAGCUACUUCCAGAGCCACCACAGGGCGGUCCAACAGAGGCACUUCGAGCCCGAAAUCUGCUGUCCAACCAGGUCAGUUCGCAGCUGGCAGUCAGCUUUCGAUCAUUCAGAGAGGGUGGUACCCAGACAGAGGACGAGCUUCGGUCUGGCCCCUUCGUUGCGCAGAACAUUCGGCUGGUGUGCGAGCCCAUGGAGGUGGCAAUGGGAGAUUUCUUCAGCUUCGAGGCCGUGGGAGAGACCUGCAUCCUGAAGCCAAGAGACCCAAGAGACCCACGAGCGAACAUGUCGGCGCAGCCGUCGGCGCAGUCAGCUCCGCUUCAAAUUGGUUUGGCUGCAUCUUUGCAGGGUAGCACGAGUAGAGGUCAUCCAGUGGAGUGGCAAUUCAUUCCGCAGUUCGUUGUGGUAAAGGCCAAUGAGGCACUGGCACCUUCACAGGUGUGUGCCACAUUGACCACAUCAAGCCCAAGUGCAGAGGUUCCCGUGUGGACAGGAGGUCAUCAUAUUGAGGCAGACCUGGAUGGUCAGAUCAAAAGCAGAAGAAGGGGCAAUUUGACGUUGGAGGUUCAGCCGUCGCAUUUACCGGUGACUUCCCUUCGAAUCCAAUGGAACGAUCCAGUUGAUUGGGGAAGCCCAGAAGAGGUGAACUUGCGACUCUCAAGUCCAGCAACCGGACAGGUGGAGGUCUAUCGCCUUCGAAUCGAGCCAAGUAGCCAGGUGCCAUGCGCUCCAGAAGCAGGCGGCUGGUCUCUUCUGGAGAUUCUCGCACUGGCAGCUGCGAUGGCAGUGCUACUUUGGCUUGUGCUGAGGUUAUGCACAAGGACAGCUGCUCCCCAAGAUCAAUUGGGUGCUGCUUUCCAGGGUGUUGGAGCUGGACCUAUUUUAAGUGGAGAUCCAUUUGCUGGACCGCACGCUGUUUCGCCCUUCAAUGCGCUCGGCUGAACAUCCGGCAUCAUCUCCAC
Molecule: messenger RNA, 6734 nt
Organism: Cladocopium goreaui
Lineage: Eukaryota; Dinophyceae; Suessiales; Symbiodiniaceae
Source: the annotation of a GenBank genome assembly